Molecule: messenger RNA, 2101 nt
Organism: Eucalyptus grandis
Lineage: Eukaryota; Viridiplantae; Streptophyta; Magnoliopsida; Myrtales; Myrtaceae
Product: riboflavin biosynthesis protein PYRD, chloroplastic
Exons: 4
Coding region: 585-1871 (428 amino acids)
Biological process (GO): riboflavin biosynthetic process
Molecular function (GO): diaminohydroxyphosphoribosylaminopyrimidine deaminase activity; zinc ion binding; 5-amino-6-(5-phosphoribosylamino)uracil reductase activity
Source: RefSeq, a predicted model, not a curated record
GAAGGCUUAGUUCCGAUCGUGUCCUCUUGAUUCUUGGGGUUAAAUGAACGUGUCGUCGAUUCGUCGUGAAGGGUCUCGAGGGUAUGUCGCGUGCUUGGUCGGCGAUGGCUGGAAUAGUCAGAUUGGUUGCAGAGUUCACUCUCUCGUCUCUCGUCCUCGUUCUUCAUUGUGGUGAAGAAAUUUGAAAUCGGUUCGUUCGUUUUGCAAGGUGCUCGCUUUUCCCCUUUCGUACCCUUCUCUUAUCCGCUGAGCUCCUGCUUUUCGCGGCGUGCAUUACUCCUCCCUUUGACGACGCGGCGAUGCGUAGUAGACAGAGGAUGGGUUGCUUUUGAUGUUCUUCUUAUGUGGUCGAGAGGUUAUACCAGGUUAUACCAUGGGUGGUGGUUUAUCUGAGUUGGUCCAUAUCUGAGCCUAAUUCACCCGAUUAUAUCUGCUUCUGAUCAGAGAUCCCAUAUUUGUAUACAGCUUCUUUAGAAGAGUCCAACAAAGAAGACACUGCUUUAUGACCCUAUGUUAACUUUAUUCCCCUAGACCUGCCUCUAAAUUUUGUUCUCAUCUCGCCAUAUUCAGAGGAAGAAUAUAAUAUGCAGUUCUUAAAACUGUCUUUUCCUAAUCCCCUCACUCCAUCCAAUUCGCCACCUUCUGCACAUUUCUUGACUUCUGUUUUACCAUGGCAUCAACCCAUCAAACCUGGAUACAACUCAGGUUCAGUUCCUAGUUUGUACACAUCAUCUGGAAAGUUCUCUAGGCCACUCAUUAGUUUGGGAAAACGCAGCUGUUCAGUUAGAGUCUGUUGUGGAAUGGCAGAACAUGAUGACAGUUUUUACAUGAGGAGGUGUGUGGAGCUUGCAAGGACAGCGAUUGGCUGUACAAGUCCCAAUCCUUUGGUGGGAUGCGUAAUUGUCAAGGAUGGGAAGAUUGUUGGCGAAGGAUUCCAUCCCAAAGCUGGUCAGCCUCAUGCUGAGGUGUUUGCUUUGAGAGAUGCUGGUGAUUUGGCGGAGAAUGCAACUGCUUACGUGAGCUUGGAACCAUGUAAUCAUUUUGGAAGGACUCCACCGUGUACAGAGGCACUGAUCAAAGCGAAAGUAAGAAAGGUGGUAGUUGGGAUGGUAGAUCCUAAUCCACUCGUGGCUUCAAAAGGUAUUGAUAGAUUAAGAGCUGCGGGGAUCGAGGUGACUGUUGGGGUGGAGGAAGCACUAUGCAAGAGUCUCAAUGAGGCCUUUUUACAUCUGAUGCUCACUAAGAAGCCUCUUCUUGCUCUCAGGUACUCCAUCUCCCUUAACGGCCAAGUCUCAGAUCAUCUUGGUGAAGGAGCCACUGACUCUGGUGGGUACUACUCCAAGUUACUGCAGGAAUAUGAUGCAGUCAUCCUCUCGUCAACCUCAUUAUCUGAUAAAUUGUCACUGCCCACUUCCCAAGAACCUGGUGCCAAUCAACCUCUUCGGAUAGUAGUAGCAAGAAGUUCCAAUGCCACACUUGAUGUCCCAGGUCUCGCUGCAGGAGUAAAUUCCAAGCUUAUUAUAUUUACAGACAAAGAGAGUGGUGUGGAAUCAAAAGGGUCUCUUGAAGGAGUCGAGACAGUUAUUUUAGAUAAGAUAAAUAUGGAUGCCAUCUUGGACUACUGUAAACGUCAAGGUAUGUGCAGUGUUUUGUUAGACUUCACAGGGAAUGCAUAUGACUUCGAAGAGCUUGUCAAGGAGAGUGUUGAGCAGAAUCUGCUGCAGAAGAUUUUGGUCGAAGUGUUGCCUCUAUGGUGCGAAAGAAAUGACAGAAAUGCACGUUUCCCUUUGAACAUGGCGGAAGUACACAAAAUAAAGAACUUGCGACCCAAGAUGUACAAUAAGAGCAUCAUAUUGGAGGGUCAUCUUUAGCAGAAGCAACUCGAUCAAGGCAAUUGACUAUGUGACUUUGUGCGAGAUGCUGUGCAUUGAAAUAAACGGUGACAUUUGCUUCAUUCCUGAGAAAUAUUAUGUAGCUGGCUCUUUCGAAGUACCUGAUGUUUGCAAUUCAUAAAUGGAUUAUUAUGACAGUUUUUUAUUGGAUAAGAUAGAUGAGGAGACGUGUAUCUGACUUUUAUAAAUACCGGGGAGCUCUUUCAUGA